This is a messenger RNA of Lecanosticta acicola, 1327 nucleotides long. NCBI's taxonomy places the organism in Eukaryota, Fungi, Ascomycota, Dothideomycetes, Mycosphaerellales, Mycosphaerellaceae. The record is from the annotation of a GenBank genome assembly.
AUGUUGCCUCAAAUUGCCGUCGCCGCCCUUGUGGGCCUGACCGCCGCUGCCCCCACCGAAAAUCUGGUCGAGCGAGACGGCAGCUACGCCAGCUACGGCUCUUACAGCGGUGCUGGCACUGGCCAGAGCAGCUACGGAAAAUAUGCCAGCUACGGCUCCUACAACGGUGCAGGCGCAAGCUCGUCGGGUAGUUCGCAACUGCCUAUUGGCAUCGGUGCGCCAGCCUACAGCGCUGGAUCGUUCUCCGGCCCAGCCUCUGGAUCUAAGGCCCAGCCCUUCAAGUUCCCUCUCACCAACGGUUUCCCUAAUGUCGCCAUGGGCAGCCAGCAAUUGACGGACAUUGAGAAGCAGGCCAAGGGUACUUUGCCCAAUGGUCCUCUCCCAAGCAAGAUGUCCGACGCCACCGCGGCUAACUUCCAGUAAGUCUUCCAUACUCACAUGAACCGCAUCUUAAAUGUCUUGCUGAUCCUAUUGUUCACACAGAGUGAUCGCGUUCAACGAACUUUGGGAAACCGCUUUCUUCACCUCGCUUCUCCAGAACAUCACCGACGGUACCUACGACGUCGGAUCUGGUGCCGGCAAGCAGAUUAUUGUCAACGCCAUCACCGCAAUCCAGGCCCAGGAGCAGCUCCACGCCCUUGGUGCGAAUGCGAUCCUCCAGGCUGCAGGCCGCACCACCGUUCAGCCUUGCCAGUACAAGUUCCCGACCACAGACUUUGACAGCGCCAUUGCUUUGGCCAAGACCUUCACCGACGUUGUCGUUGGAACGCUCGGAGGUGCGCAGGGUGUGUUCGCCAGCGCCGGCGACGACGCCUACAUUCCCCUUAUUGGAUCCGUCAUUGGCCAAGAGUCUGAGCAGAUUGGCUACUUCCGCGUCGUCGGUGGCUUGAACCCAUCUGCUCUUCCUUUCCUCACUGGCUCCUCCGGCGUCUUUGCAUUCUCCUACCUCAACCAGAACAUCAUCGUUCCCGGCUCUUGCGGAAACCUCAACGCCAUCCCAGUUCCAAUCCUGCCUGCUCUUACGGUCGAGACUGCCAUGAUCAAGCCAGCGGACCAGGCCAUCACUUUCUCCUACACGGGCUCAGCCCCAACCAGCGACAUGCGCCUCGUCUACAUCAACCAGCAGAACACCCCCAUCGUCGUCCCCAUCUCCAACGCGCAGACCAGCGGCGGCAAGACGACCUUCCAGGCCAACUUCCCCUACUCGGCCAACCUGCUCAACAGCCUCACCAUCGCCGCCGUCACCAAGAGCGCCGGCCCCUUCUCCAGCAUCUCUGCCGUUGCCGACGCAGCCAUGUACGGCCCCGGUCUGAUUGAGGUCAUGUAG